Molecule: messenger RNA, 2945 nt
Organism: Coccinella septempunctata (seven-spotted ladybird)
Lineage: Eukaryota; Metazoa; Arthropoda; Insecta; Coleoptera; Coccinellidae
Gene: Src64B
Product: tyrosine-protein kinase Src64B
Exons: 6
Coding region: 271-1842 (523 amino acids)
Biological process (GO): cell surface receptor protein tyrosine kinase signaling pathway; innate immune response; cell differentiation
Cellular component (GO): extrinsic component of cytoplasmic side of plasma membrane
Molecular function (GO): non-membrane spanning protein tyrosine kinase activity; signaling receptor binding; ATP binding
Source: RefSeq, a predicted model, not a curated record
AGUACCAGCCGUUCUGCUUUCUGUUCUUCUGUACAUUGACGGAAGGAUGGUGGUGUAGGUUGUUGUCGUAUGGUGUUUGAUAAUAAUGGAUUCCUUGUUUUUUUGUGAUAAAUGUGAAUGAACGGUUGGCCAUAAACAAUUUAUACAGGACAACUGGAUUGUGCUAUGUAUUAUUGAGUUGAGAAUUGCUAUCAUCAAAAUUUUCUCUCAUAAUAAGGUUAUGGCAUCUACAUGUUGAAAUAAUGUGAAUCCACCAACAAUAAAAUAGCCAUGGGUAACAAAUGCUGCUGCUGCGGCAGUAAGCGUUCGCCUCCAGAACGCAUUAACUUCACAGGAAUGAAGAUGGCUGUUACGGAAUCAAAUCAUCGGAACAUUGGCAUCGACACCAGAUAUACACCAGAUCCACAACGAAGUCAUGCCGACAUAAUAAGAAACAGGUCAACACCUAACAGGCCGGCUGUGGCUGCGAAAGGCAAAAUAGUUGUAGGUUUAUAUAACUAUGAGGCUCGUGAUAACACAGAUGUGUCCUUCAAGAAGGGUGAUAGGAUGGAAGUCAUCGACGAUUCCGAAGGGGAUUGGUUUAUUGUUCUUCACCUUCUUACCAAGGAAAAGGGAUACAUUCCUAGUAACUAUGUUGCUGCGGAGAUGAGCGUGGAGAGUGAAGACUGGUUCUUCGAGAAUAUUUCAAGAAAAGAAGCGGAAAAACUGCUUCUUGCUGAAGAAAAUCCAAGAGGAACAUUCUUAGUCCGUCCCUCAGAACACAAUCCCAAUGGAUAUUCAUUGUCAGUUAAGGAUUGGGAAGAAUACAGAGGUCAUCACAUUAAACAUUACAAAAUAAAACCACUAGACAAUGGAGGCUUUUACAUCUCAACCAAUAAGACUUUCGAUACGCUUUCGGAAUUGGUAAAUUCAUAUACAAGAAAUGCAUUUGGAUUAUGCCAUGUGUUGUCGAAGCCUUGUCCAAAACCGGAGCCUACAAUGUGGGAUCUUGGGCCAACUUACCGCGACAAAUGGGAAAUACCAAGAAAUGAAAUUCAUUUAGUGAAACGUCUGGGUCGGGGUAACUUCGGUGAAGUUUACUAUGGAAAAUGGAAAAGCAAUACUGAAGUAGCCGUUAAAACGUUGAGGGAAGGCACUAUGUCGACGCAGGCUUUCUUGGAGGAAGCAGCAAUAAUGAAAAAGUUUAGGCAUAAACGUCUAGUGCAACUUUUUGGUGUGUGUAGUGAAGAAGAACCAAUUUUCAUUGUUCAAGAAUACAUGUCCAAAGGUAGUUUGCUAGAUUUCCUGAGAAAUGAGGAGGGUAAACAAUUAGGAUUUGAUGAAUUAAUUUAUAUAGCUUUCCAAAUAGCAAGUGGAAUGGAAUAUUUAGAAAGUAAACAGUUAAUACAUCGUGACUUAGCAGCAAGAAACGUCCUCAUAGGUGAAAAUAAUAUUGCUAAAAUUUGUGAUUUUGGUUUGGCAAGGGUAAUUGAGGACAAUGAGUAUUGUCCAAAACAAGGGUCUCGAUUCCCCGUGAAGUGGACUGCUCCAGAAGCCAUAGUUUAUGGUAAAUUCUCAAUUAAAUCAGAUGUUUGGUCAUAUGGUAUCCUACUAAUGGAAUUGUUCACAUAUGGACAAAUUCCUUAUCCUGGAAUGCAUGGUAGAGAAGUUAUUGAAAUGGUUGAAAAAGGAUACAGAAUGCCAAAACCGACAUCCCAUGUACUACCUGACGAAAUUUAUCAAAUAAUGUUGAAUUGUUGGGAUGCUCGACCUGAAAACAGACCAACAUUUGAAUUUUUGACUCAUUACUUUGAAGGCUUCAAUGUUACAUCUGAAGUACCCUACAGAGAAGUACCAGAUUAAUAAGCUAAAAAAUAAAUUGAAGAUUGCAUUUUGAUCACACUUUUCUCAUUAUAAUUUGUUUGUUGUUUGAUCAUGAGAUCUCAUACUCAGAGUGAUAGCGAGCUUUCAACAUUACAUUACUUUUUGGCACAAACAAUAUUUUCCUGCCGCCAGUUAUCUCUCUUUUAUAUAAAUUUUCAUGAUUUCCAUCAAUUUAUAUAUUUUUUUGAAAAAAUGUCUUGAGUUAAUUAAUGAACAAAAACUGGAGAUUUCUUACAUCUCGUACAAAAUAUGAAGAUGAGUUUCUUCAUUUAUUAAAAAAAAGAAGACUGUUUGAUGUGUUUCUUUCACGAAUAAGCCUGAGAUGCUUAUAUAAUUAAAAAAGCAUUGUAGAUUCAUUAAAAUUGCCACUAGUGUGGCAAUCAGUGCAAAUGAUAUAACUGAAGUGUCCUAAAUCAAAUUUAUCUUUUAUACAAAAACUUUUGUACGAACCAUAAAUUAUACUAUCUCGCAAGGACCAAAAAGUAAUUUGCCCAAUGCUUACCACUUAGUUCCUAAUUCCUGAAGUAAUUGUGAAAUUAUUUUUCUCUGUGUAUUCAUCCUCCAAUGAAGUAUUUCCCUUAAAUCUCAUUUUCUGCUUGAGUUUAUCGAACAAUAUUUAGUAACUGGAGAUACCUAAUAAUUAUGAAAUUGUAUUAUAAUUUUUAUUCCAUGCAUGUAAGUGUGCUCGAUGAAUGUGUGUUGGUUUUAAAGUAAUUGGAUAUCAAUUAUAGACAAGAAUUCAUCUCUUUUAAUCACAUGACAUGUUGAAGUUUCAGCUAAAACAGUGACAAUCCAUCAAUAGUUUUGCUUACUUCUAAUAUAUUUCGUAUAAAUGAUGAAGAAUAUUGUGUAUAUUUGAUGUUUUGCAAUUGAGGUGAUGAUGUGCUUUUGUGUAUACUACAAUUGUUUUGAUAUAUUUCUUUAGUCUAAGUGUGUGUUAGUUUUUUAUAUAAUUGGGAAAUGAGUAUGUAGUUGAACUAUUAUAUUUUUUUUCAGAGUUUGAAUAAAGCCAUAUAUUAUUUUUAUGAAUGAAAGUCUUGUAAAUAUAUUAUACAUUAUUGAAAUAAAAUGUGCUACUUGAA